This is a messenger RNA of Drosophila mauritiana, 723 nucleotides long. RefSeq names its product zinc metalloproteinase nas-4. Bases 1 to 723 code for a protein of 240 amino acids. The transcript has 2 exons. NCBI's taxonomy places the organism in Eukaryota, Metazoa, Arthropoda, Insecta, Diptera, Drosophilidae. Gene Ontology annotation, molecular function: zinc ion binding; metalloendopeptidase activity. Gene Ontology annotation, biological process: proteolysis. The record is from RefSeq and is a predicted model, not a curated record.
AUGCAUUACCUUGCACUCGCUGUGAUUUUUGGACUUGGGUCUUCGGCCAAUGGUCAUCCUUCCAUCAAACUUCAAGAAGACGACAUCGUACUAAUUUCAGAACAACUCCCAUAUUUUGAAGGAAAUCCUGAAGGCCGUGUUGUAAAAUCAUGGUCAGAAUAUUACUGGAAGGGAAGAACGUUGGUCUACAGUUUUGCCGGAGGAUUUUCUUCCUUGGAUAUUGCUAGUAUUGAAAGUGCCAUGGCAGAAAUAUCAUCGAAAACCUGUGUGAAAUUUCGCCGUACAGAAUACAAGAGGGAGCCACAAGUAGUUAUACAAAAAGAGGGUUCAGGAUGCUGGUCGUAUGUAGGAUAUUUGGGAAGGACAGAUCAGGCCCUCAAUCUAGGCAGUGGUUGUAUGUCCAGUAGGACUAUUCAGCAUGAACUUCUUCACGCCUUAGGCUUCUUUCACACACACAGCGAUCCGCAGCGGGAUAAAUAUGUGAGGAUUCAAACCGAUAACAUCAGAUCCGGUCAUGAACAUAACUUUCAAAGGCUUCGGGCCAAUGGAGUGACAAAUUAUGGCCUUGGCUACGACUACGACAGCAUCAUGCACUAUGGUCCAUUUGCUUUCUCCAAGAACGGAAAGUCGACAAUAGUUCCUUUGAGAUCCCAAGCAAAAAUCGGCCAGGCGACGCAAAUGAGUCCGAAGGAUGUGCAAACACUGAAACGCAUGUACUGCUAA